Messenger RNA from Abrus precatorius (Indian licorice), 858 nucleotides. Its product is annotated as short-chain dehydrogenase reductase ATA1. The transcript is spliced from 2 exons. Bases 1 to 858 code for a protein of 285 amino acids. Gene Ontology annotation, molecular function: oxidoreductase activity. The record is from RefSeq and is a predicted model, not a curated record. NCBI's taxonomy places the organism in Eukaryota, Viridiplantae, Streptophyta, Magnoliopsida, Fabales, Fabaceae.
AUGGAGCCACAUGUGACUCAGAAUGUUGAAACUCAAAAGCCAUCUGCAAAAAGGCUAGAGGAUAAGGUGGCAAUUAUAACUGGUGGUGCAAGAGGAAUUGGUGCUGCCACAGCUAAAUUGUUUGCAGAAAAUGGAGCACAUGUUAUCAUUGCUGAUGUGCUUGAUGAUUUGGGUGUCACAGUGGCUGAAUCCAUUGGGGGACACUACAUACAUUGUGAUGUGUCAAAAGAAGCUGAUGUUGAAUCAGCUAUUAACCAUGCAUUGGCAUGGAAAGGCCAUGUAGACAUAAUGUUCAACAAUGCUGGAAUUUCUGGUGAUGAAGAAAGAAGCAUCACAACCCUGGAUAUGGACCAACUAAAGCAUUUAUUUUCCAUCAACCUUUAUGGAACCAUACAUGGAAUCAAACAUGCUUCAAGGGCAAUGAUCAAGGGUCAGAAAGGAGGAUCCAUCAUAUGUACUUCUAGUGCAGCAUCCAUCAUGGGUGGCUUGGCUUUACAUGGGUAUACCAUGUCAAAAGCAGCAAUGGAUGGGUUAGUGAGAAGUGCUGCUUGUGAAUUGGGAGUGCAUUUGAUUCGUGUUAACUGCAUAUCUCCACAUGGAGUUCCCUCUGAGAUGCUUCUUAGUGCUUGUAGAAGGUUUCAGAAUGUUGAUAUUACACCUGAAAAAUUGAGUGAAACUAUUGGAAAGAGAGCAAGUUUACUUAAGGGAAGAGGUGCAACCAUCGAAGAUGUGGCACAGGCUGCUUUGUUUUUGGCUAGUGAUGAGUCUGGCUUUAUAACAGCACACAAUCUUCGUGUAGAUGGGGGACACACAUCAGCUGAUAGUAAAAUGAGUUACAUCUACCAAGACCCGAAAUGA